Molecule: messenger RNA, 4518 nt
Organism: Penicillium arizonense
Lineage: Eukaryota; Fungi; Ascomycota; Eurotiomycetes; Eurotiales; Aspergillaceae
Exons: 2
Coding region: 1-4518 (1505 amino acids)
Source: RefSeq, a predicted model, not a curated record
AUGCCUCCCAAACAAAAGCCUCAGCCACAACUCCACGUUCCAGUGCUCACAUUCCCUCUUUCAUCACCUAUCAGCGAAGAAAUCGAAAGUCCAUCCUGCUCCUCGGCAGAAGACCACGAGGAAGAACAUAAUCGACCCUUUGCCUUUCUAUCCAAAGCCACUCGGCAGAAACUCGAUGCCAAAACUAGCAAAGAUGGGACUGGGAAUACGAAUCGUUCGCCAACUUUCCCACAGAUCUCGAAAGUGAACAUUCGCGGUAUAUCCAAGAAACGGAAAAGUGUCGCAAAGCCUUUAGGUUUGAAUCUCGUGACGAAUUUUAUACUGGAGCCGGCGCCAGAGAAAAGAGGAACAAGCCAAGAGACAGCUGCUGCACCAUUCGUCGAUCUAAACGAUCUCAAGCUCCUCUCGAAAGUACGAGAGAGGGAACGCACAGCACAGAAAUCAAAAGAGACAUUCAAAAAGCGAGCCUCGCGCGGCUUUCAACGGUUACCUGAUGAACAAACAAAGGAACAGACGCAGGAUGGAGGCUCAUUCCUCAACCAGCAACUCGAAAGCGCAGACACUUUCCAUGAUAGACACGAACAUGGCCUCUCACCUUCAGACCGCCAUGUCAUGAUUGGACUUACAGUUCCAACGAGCGAGUCUAUGGAUCGGGCGAGGGAACUCGAUGAUCAACAUACACCACUGACACCCUCGAUCAUUGUCACGCCUGCCAGAGAAGAGGCGCCCUGGAACUCGCACUCGAAUUCGAGUACUGAGGCACUGCGUCCGCCACGAGUUGCGUCUAGCGUAUACUCUCAGCCUACGCCGCGUCUUUGGCAGUUUGAAUCGGAUGUCCCGCCUGUCCCUGCAAUCCCGGCACAGCAUUUUGCUAAGACUAAGGGGUCGGAGAGUGGAUUCCUCAACACGAACCUGACAAUCGAUCCCGGGAAACGUCCUGCAUCUAUAACAUCGACAGUCUGGGAAGAUGACAGUCCUCGCGGGCAAAGUCCACCUACAACCGCAGAGUCGAGCAUCAUCAACACCAACACCAACCCCCAGAAAAGAAAUAUAAACAACAACCCCUUCGCAGACGCAAACCGCCUCAGCGUCAACACAGAAACAGACCGCCCAACCUCCCAAGGCUGGUGGACAUACCUCCUCUCCCCAUUACUAGGCCGCCCAAGCAAAUCACCUUUAAGCCCAUCCUUCCCCCAAAGCCAAGACUCUCCCUCACCCUCUGCCUCAACGCUAUCACCUACCACAACCCGCAAAGAAUCAAGAUGGUGGGCACGAGAAAAGGAACGCUACAAGGAAAAAGAAAUCUCCUGCUUUUCACCUGAUACACCCGAAACCGCUGCUCCAAUGGGUGAGAAGAGCUUUGAGCAGAUUCGCGGGGUUGAUGCUGAAACUACAAACACGCAUGGCCAACAAUCCUUCCCAGAUCUAGUCCCAGAUCAUGAUCCUGCACCCGCCUAUGAAUUCGCAACUGCACCCGCACCUGGACAACAGACCAUGUCCUUUAUGUUUGGCGGUGGACAAACGAUCCAGGGCGAAGCAGCUGAAUAUUAUCAAGCUUGUGCGCAUGAGUUGUUUAGUAAGACGCCUUAUUUUGAGUGCGUCGGGCAUGUUUGUUCUAUGACUCCUAUGGUCAAUACCGGUGCUGGCGUUAUCGGUGGGACGAGAGAUCUUACGGGCAAUGAGGGGAGUCAUGGGUUGGCGAUUGUUGCUGUUGAUGAGAGCGGUCGUGGGGUUAACCCUAACUCUGGCUCUACUCUUGAUCCUACGAGGAACUCGAAUAUUACGACUAAGGACUCUGGGUUGUUGAUUGAUAUUGAAUCGCCGAAGCCGAAAUCUGUCAUCAGUGGUGCUGGUGCUGGUGCCGGUGCCAGUGCUGCAAGUGCAAAGGAGGUAUUGCUUCACUCACCAGCUUCGGAUGCCAGUUCUGAUUCUUGGGAUUCAUCUGUUGUCGACGUUCAUGAGAAGGGUGCUGUUGCUGAGCAGGCUACAAGAGAGGUUCCAGCUGUUGUUGAGCAUCAGCCUCCUACUCCUGCUCCUGCUCCAGCGCCAGUUGCAGUUCCAAUGCCAGAGCCCCAGCCUGCGCCUGCACCAAUCCCAAUGCCGGCGCCUCAACCUGCUCCAGCUCCUCCACAGGUCAUCAAUAUUUCGCCCCCAGUUGUGCAUUAUCCUCCGCCUCCACCACAGCCGCAGCCGCAGGCACAGUCUGUUCAGCCUAUUAUUGUACCUCAAUAUAUUCCUGUUUUCCCCCCUGGUCAGCCUGUACAGCCGGAACAGCCUGCACCUGUGCUUCAGGAGCAGCAGCCGCUGGAGCAGACUCGUGAAAUAGCGAGCCCACCACAGACUGGACCUGCUUCUCAGGGUCUGUCGUCUGGUUCAGAAUGGCCGCGGCCAUAUGGUCAAGAGGUACAAGUGCCUGCUCAACCUGCUCCUCCUAUUCGGGAAGUACCCAGUGGAGUUGAAACAGAUCGACAGGCCCAUGUCCCUCAGACUACACAAGUACCUCAGGUAGCACAGCCACAGCCACAAGGAACUGAGUGGAUGUAUGGACAGCGAAGGCACUUGCAAGCACCGCUUGUGGUCCAAGGACGGGAGUCCGGGUCUGGAUGGCCAUUUUCACACCGUCAACAACAGCAACAAGCUGCUCCGCCUGUACCUCAGGCUCCACCUCAGGGAUUUGAAUGGGCUUAUGGAUAUCAGGGACAACAGCGUGCACCUGCGAGUCAGGCCCAGGCUCAGCCCGAUGGAGCAGAACCGCUGCAUCAACAGCAGCAGCCGCAAGUACAAGCACAGACUUUGCCUCAGGAACGGCAACGAGAGUCUGAGUCGCCAAGUGGAGAGCGGGUACAACCAGAGGUUAUUUCUGUUGCUCAGGAACAAGCACGAGAACCACCCACCCUUCUGGCACCACCUCAGGGAUCUGGAUUAGCACCUUACCAAGCCCCGGCAUCUGAACCAAUCUCUCCGGGAUUCCAGCGCGCAGCUGGAGGACCAGGCUCAAUCCCUAUGUCUGACAUGCAAGCUCCAGCUCCAGCAUACACCCAGUUUCCCAGAGAUUCCCCUCUCCCGCCACGAUAUGAUGUUCAACCACGCUAUGCUCCCCAUGCUGCUGGUGGAGCAACAAUUGUGAAUCCAGGUGGUGCAAUUGGGCCUUACGAGACUCGACGCCGCAGACUGGAAAGGGAAGACGCAGCUGGACGCAAGGCUGGUGGUCUAUGGCGUGGCCGAGGCCCAUUCAGCAUUAAAGGCUGCUUUGGACGUCCAGGACGUGAAGGCCGAACUCGACGAAGAUGGUACUUGGUUAUCUUUCUCUUCUUUUUCACCAUUGUGAUCCUUGCCAUUGUGCUUGCAAUCACACUGACCAAAAAGGGAGAUCCAACUCCUGUUCAAUCACAGUGGCUCAACCUCACUGGAUAUCCUCCUAUGCCAACAGGUGUUGCGACUCUUGCUGGAACUGAUCCCCAGGUUCAAAAAUCUACUUGCAUUACGCCCUCAUCGAUGUGGAGUUGCGCUUUGCCCAAGGGCCAGCAAGAAGCGAAUGAGCCGUAUAAUGCGGAUCAGCCUAACUUCCGAGUAUCAAUCUCAUUCCGCAAUGGGACAUACGACAACAGCACAACUGUCGGUUCGAACUCAACAAGCAGUCUACGGAGGAGUGACUUGUUCAUUCCAUCCCCUGCAGCUCCAAGCAAUGCAGAACAAGCCUUCAUAGGCCAAUACACAGACAACAACAGCGCACCCUACAGUGGCGAGGAAACACCUUUCUACAUGUCCAUGCUCUCCCCAAUAUCCCUCUCGUCGACAAACCUCUAUCGCCGCUCCAGAGACACAAACAGCACCCUCUUCCCAAACCUCACAUCCGUAAUCCCACCCCCAGACGAAAAUGCCGACGGCUCAGCCGCAGCAGCAAUGCUCUAUCCACUCCCAGCCUCCCAACCCAUCAGACUGUACAACCGAGGCCAACCAACAGAGCACUACGGCUUCUACACAUACUUCGACAAAUCCAUCUACCUAACCAGCCAAACAAAAUCCGAGCCAGCAGACUCACCAGGUGGAACCAGCAGAGCAGACUCAAAAUACCGCUGCACCUGGUCGCAGACCCGCUUCCUCGUCCAAAUCUGGACUCAACCCGACAAAACCGCCCGUCGUCUCCUCCCAUCCAGUAAUACAACAGCCACAGCCACCUCAACAGCUGCAACAUCCACUUCCACGAACAAAGCAACAUCAUCUUCGUCCGCAACGAAUUUCUCACGUCCCGGUUCAUUCCCAUACCCGGUUACAAUAACAAUCGACCGCCACGGAGGCGCGGAUAAAAAGAAAAUGGUAUAUUGUUAUGCCGUGGAGGAUGAUGGCCAUUACAAUAUCACGGCUGUGCAGUUGCAAUUGGAGGAUCGGGCUGUUGGGGGUGCUGUUAUUAAUCCUGCUGGUGGGAUCUUUGAGAGUUUGAGUCAGGUUAAGGAGGCUAAUACUACGGAGUAUGGGGGCGUUGAUGGUGGUACCGGCGGGUGUCAGUGUCAAAACUAG